Camellia sinensis is the source of this 1223-nucleotide messenger RNA. The record is from RefSeq and is a predicted model, not a curated record. NCBI's taxonomy places the organism in Eukaryota, Viridiplantae, Streptophyta, Magnoliopsida, Ericales, Theaceae.
CAGCGCCUCAAUCGAGUUGCAGAGACGACUCUGCAGAGCGCUACAAAGAGGCCGAGGACGAUCACGACCACUGCUGAAUCCUCCAUGAGGGACGCUUUCGCCAAAUACGCAGACUGCCUCAAUGAACUCACUGAUCAUCCAGCUGAUCCAAAGCAUGCUAUUGCUAAUGUGGGUCUAGGGGGAAUCCAAUACAUGCAGUACUAGAUGUACACUGUCUUGCCAUGCAUAAGACGGGCGAGCACAUUAUGCAUGUAUGUUGAAUGUAGCAAGGCUUGUGGACAAACAUUUUGAAUGAUAAACGGGAAAGGGUGGUAAAAGCAAGUCGGGAUAUCACCAUCAAUAGCAAAAAGGUCAUAUUCCAGGUGCACAGUGCUGAUGUUGCAACUUUAUUUUCCUACAACAGAAUGAGUAAACAUAACAAAGAGGAGGUUCUUGAGAAGGCAGAAAAAGAUCUGGCAGCUGUGACAGAUCAAUAUGUGGCCCGGCUAGUAAAAGAACUUGGGGGAACUGAUUUUUGGAAGCUAAGACGAGCAUACUCUCCCGGGGUACAAGAGUAUGUUGAAGCAGCGACACUUUUCAAAUUCUGCAAAACUGGGACUCUUUUGAAUCUUGGUGAGAUUAAUGGUAUCCUCUUACCAUUGAGUGAUCCUUCUCUGGACCCAUUGCAGAUUAAUGUCCUUGACUAUCUCUUGGGGCUUGCAGACUUGACAGGAGAGCUGAUGAGGAUGGCAAUUGGUCGGAUAUCAGAUGGUGAACUUGAGUAUGCUGAGAAGAUAUGCAGGUUUGUACGUGAAAUUCACAGACAGCUGACCCUUCUUGCCCCAGAUAUGGAUGAUAGUAAUGAGAUGAAAACAAAGAUGGAUACUAUGCUACAAAGCGUAGUCAAAAUAGAAAAUGCUUGUUUUAGUGUCCAUGUGAGAGGAUCGGAGUGUAUUCCGUUGCUUGGAUCGGAUGUUCCCAGUUACUCUUUGCUGGGGUUGUCUGACCUUGAAUGACGAACUUUUCUCAUCUGGAAACAAAUUGAGGAAAGAGUUCUCUUGGUAUAUCAGCCAGAAACCUCAGAUGCCAUGCACGUUGGUCUACUGAAUGGUAUGGGAGAUUGAUUUUUCAUAUCUGUUUUUGUUUUUACUCCUCGUAUGAAAUUUUUGAAAUGUUUUUAUGAAGACUUUAUGUGUGGUUCUGUUAUUGGAAACAUCAAGCUUUAAGUGAAUUUUUUGCCAAUA